Molecule: messenger RNA, 487 nt
Organism: Salvelinus namaycush (lake trout)
Lineage: Eukaryota; Metazoa; Chordata; Actinopteri; Salmoniformes; Salmonidae
Product: protein CASP-like
Exons: 5
Source: RefSeq, a predicted model, not a curated record
AAAGCUCCAGGAGAGGCAGGAGUCCAUGUCCUCUAAGCUGGUUGAUGCUGACCACAAGGCCCAGGCCCUACAGACAGCUCUUGAAACAACUCAGGCAGAGCUCUUUGAUCUGAAGACUAAGUAUGACGAGGACUGCACAGCAAAGGCCGAUGAGAUUGAAAUGGUGAUGACCGAUCUAGAGAGAGCCAAUCAGAGAGCGGAGGCAGCACUGAGGGAGGCGGACACUCUGAGGGAGCAGCUGACCUCUUCUAACCAAUCCCUGCAGCUGACCACCCAGAUCCAGACCACCCCAGACAUGGAGCAGGCGGUGGAGGCGGUGUCCCGCUCCAGUCUGGAGGCAGAGCUGGGGGCCAAGGACAGGGAGACGGUUCAGCUGGUGGAAAACGUUCAGAGACUGCAGGCCAGCCUGUCUAAACUCAGGGAGAGCUCCAGCACACAGAUCACACAGCUGCAACUACAGCUCAGCACCAAGACUGCCACCCUCAAG